Molecule: messenger RNA, 9737 nt
Organism: Gadus macrocephalus (Pacific cod)
Lineage: Eukaryota; Metazoa; Chordata; Actinopteri; Gadiformes; Gadidae
Gene: pcdh17
Product: protocadherin 17
Exons: 5
Coding region: 911-4312 (1133 amino acids)
Biological process (GO): homophilic cell-cell adhesion
Cellular component (GO): plasma membrane
Molecular function (GO): calcium ion binding
Source: RefSeq, a predicted model, not a curated record
UGCACAGUUCAGUCAGUGAGAGGAGGCGCUCGUUGUUGCGACGCUACGCGGACGUGCGUAAAAUACCAAAAUCACUUUCUAUUUCACUGUCAUUGAAAAACGGAUUCGGUGACGAGCAUAAGAUAAGGUUGAGGAGGUUAGACGGGACGUUGUCACUGGAAACACGCCUUUCCUCUCCAAGCUGCUGUCGCUCAGGUGGACCUGAGCUGGGCAGCGGGCAACGGCAAGGACACGACACCCGGGUAUCCCACACAUCGCUUCUCUCGCUGUGCUUUAACGUUCUCAUCGGAUCUAGAUUGUCCAUCCGGAUUGUUCACCGUCUCAGAAACAGUUUAGACAGAGAGUGAGUCUCCGUGACUCCAAAGCCGGCGAGACAUCCUGACAGCUUGGGGGACGGCUCGGAGCGCCUGGACUCAUUGACAUUACAGGCAGACUUUUCUGGACCACUUUUUUUUCUUCUUCCGACGUCGCUCGGCCGCUGCGCGUUGGAGGACUUGUGGCUUCCCGGGCGCUCGGGGAAGAGAACAGUGCUGGUCCAGAGGGUGCCGGGACUAUAGGGCGCUGGGUGAUUUUCUAACUCUGCCCUGGAUAUUAGUCACUGUUGUGGAGGAUGAAUUGUGCCAGUGUUAGGUGAUAACGCAACGCAAGUACAAUGACUAUUCUGUUUGGAGGAGAGCGGACUGCCAUUAUUGCUCCAAUGAGUCCGGGUACUCAGCUGAAUAUCAAUUAGGAUCGUCGGGAGAGAGCGGAGAGCGAGGGAGAAAAAGACAAUCAAAGGUGGAUCUCCGGGACCACACACAAUGAACACAAGUGGUUGUUUAGCGCUGAGUACACAUAAUACCUUGGCCCGUCACAUCAACAGGUCGGAGUAAACACACAAAGGUUAUCAACGUUCUUGCGGAAGAGGGGGAUGUAUCUUUCUAUUUUCUUUUUCCUACUGUUAUGGGCUCAAGCCCUGACGCUGAAAAACUUAAAUUAUUCUGUCCCAGAGGAGCAAGGGCCAGGGACGGUGAUCGGAAACAUUGCCAAAGAUGCAAGAAUUGGGCUGGAGCAGACGGGGCAGGGGCAGGCGAAAAAAGCAAAUUUCAGAGUGCUGGAGAAUUCUGCCCCGCAUCUCAUUGACGUUGACCCCCAAAGCGGACUUCUUUACACCAAACAGCGCAUCGACAGAGAAACACUGUGUCGCAGGAACCCAAAGUGCCAGCUCUCCAUGGAGGUGUUUGCCAACGACAAGGAUAUCUGCAUGAUCAAAAUAGACAUCCAAGACAUAAACGACAAUUCUCCAACCUUUACCUCCGACCAGAUUGAUAUUGACAUUUCAGAGAAUGCAGUCCCAGGCACACGCUUCCCUUUGACCAACGCGCACGACCCGGAUGCAGGGGAAAACGGUCUUAAAACCUAUCAAAUAACCCGGGACGACUACAAUCUAUUUUCCUUGGAGGUUAAAUCCCGAGGGGAUGGCACUAAAUUUCCAGAAUUAGUUAUUCAACGGCCCUUGGACAGAGAGGAGCGCAGCCAUCACACGCUAAUUCUAUCAGCCACGGACGGCGGUGAGUACCCCCGGUCAGGCACGAUGCAGAUCAAUGUUAAAGUUAUUGAUUCGAACGACAACAGUCCUGUGUUUGACCAGCCUUCAUAUGUCGUGGAAAUCCCAGAAAAUUCCCCCCCUGGUAAAGUACUUAUUGAUUUAAACGCCACUGAUCCUGACGAGGGCAACAAUGGUCAGGUUGUGUAUUCUUUUAGUGGCUAUGCCCCAGAGAGGAUCCGGGAGCUGUUCUCCAUAGACUCUAGGACGGGGAUCAUAAAGAUCCAGGGGGAGAUUGACUACGAAGAGAGCCCAAUUAUUGAGAUUGACAUCCAGGCCAAGGAUUUAGGGCCCAACCCCAUUCCCGGUCAUUGUAAAGUGACUGUGAAAGUGCUGGACCGGAAUGACAACUGGCCUUAUAUAGGCUUCGUGUCUGUAAGACAGGGAGCGAUCAGUGAGGCGCGACCCCCGGGCACCGUUAUCGCUCUCGUUCGCGUCACUGACAAAGACUCCGGCAGGAACGGCCAGCUGCAGUGCAGAGUGCUGGGCAACGUCCCAUUUAAACUUGAGGAGAAUUAUGACAAUUUAUACACGGUGGUGACGGACCGACCGCUGGACCGAGAGGUCCAGGACGAGUACAACGUCACCAUCGUGGCCAAAGACAAUGGCAUCCCUCCCCUGAACUCCACCAAGUCCUUCACCGUGAAGAUUCUGGACGAGAACGACAAUGUUCCACGCUUCACCAAGGUGGUGUACCUGCUUCAGAUCCCCGAGAACAACAUCCCCGGGGAGUACCUGGGCUCGGUUCUAGCUCACGACCCCGACCUGGGCCAGAACGGCACGGUGUACUACAGCAUUAUUAAUUCCAACGUCAGCGGCGGGGACGUCAACACCUAUGUCAACGUCAACGCCGCCAAUGGUGCCAUCUAUGCGGUGCGCUCCUUCAACUAUGAGCAGAUCAAAUACUUUGACUUCAAAGUGUUGGCGAAGGACGCCGGUUCGCCCCACCUUGAGAGCAACACCUCAGUGCGCAUCACCGUGCUCGACGUCAAUGACAACAUCCCGGUCAUCGUCCUGCCGCUGCUGCAGAACGACACUGCCGAGAUCCACGUCCCACGGAACGUGGGCGUGGGCUACAUCGUUACCACGGUGAGGGCAGUGGACAACGACUACGGCGAGAGCGGGCGGCUCACCUACGAGAUCUCUGACGGGAACGAAGACCACCUGUUUGAGAUGGACCCGGUGACGGGGGAAGUGCGGACCGCCCACCCGUUCUGGGAGGACGUGAACCCCGUGGUGGAGCUGAUCAUCCGGGUGAUGGACCACGGCAAGCCCACGCUGACCGCCGCUGCGCGCCUCAUCGUCAAGGCCUACAACGGGCCGGUGGCGGGAGGCGAACCCAGGAUCAACGAGGAGAACCGCAACUGGGACAUGUCGCUGCCGCUCAUCGUCACGCUCAGCAUAAUCUCCAUUAUGCUGCUUGCUGCCAUGGUAACCAUCGCCAUCAAGUGCAAGCGGGAAAACAAAGAGAUACGCACGUACAAUUGCCGCAUCGCAGAGUACUCGCACCCGCAGCUCGGGAAGGGCAAGAAGAAGAAGAUCAACAAGAACGACAUCAUGCUGGUGCAGAGCGAGGUGGAGGAGCGGGACGCCAUGAACGUGAUGAACGUGGUGAGCAGCCCCUCCCUCGCUACUUCCCCCAUGUACUUUGACUACCAGACCCGCCUUCCACUCAGCUCCCCCAGGUCAGAGGUCAUGUACCUCAAGCCCACCGCUAACAACCUCAGUGUACCCCAGGGGCACGUGGGGUGUCACACCAGCUUCACCGGCCCAGCCACCAGCACCACGGAAACGCCCGCCAACCGCAUGUCAAUCAUCCAGACGGACAGCUUUCCCACUGAGUCCAACUACAUGGGCAGCCGCCAGCAGUUUGUUCAGAGCAGCUCCACGUUUAAAGACCCGGAGCGCGCCAGCCUGAGGGACAGCGGACACGGAGACAGCGACCAGGCAGACAGCGACCAGGACACCAACAAGGGCUCCUGCUGCGACAUGUCGGCCAAGGAGGCCCUCAAGAUGAAGGCCACCGGCGUCAAGCCGCCCCCUCUGGAGCAGGACGAGGACUGUGUGAAUUGUACGGAGGAGUGCCGGGUGCUAGGUCACUCGGACCGCUGCUGGAUGCCCCAGUUCCCAGCGGGGGGUCCGCAGGCAGAGGGAGGCGACUACCGCACUAACGUGUUUGUCCCAGCGGGGAUGGAGGCGGCGCCCGAGGCCGACUCCUACGAGACGGUCAACCCCAACGGCAAGAAGACCUUCUGCACCUUCGGCAAGGAGCGGCGCGACCACACCAUCCUGGUGGCCAACGUCAAGCCCUACCUGAAGGCCAAGCGGGCCCUCAGCCCCCUCCUGCAGGAGUCCUCCUCCGCCCCGGGGAGCCCCACCAAGGGCUGCUCCUCCUCUUCCACCGCCUCCCCCUCCUGCGCCAUCGUCAAGAGCCCGGCGGACGGGGCGGAGGGCAAGCCAGCCCCGCCCCCCUGCUCCUCCGGCCACUACGGCCCCCCCGACGGCCAGAACCUGUCCCCCGCUAAGCCGGCGCGGGACCAGGGAGCCUACCCCCCAUCCUGCGACCCCGUGGCCAAGGUGCUCGCCGAGGCCCGGUCUCGGAUCAGCCAGGGGGCGGAGCCAGAGAGGGGUCGCGACCCCGCGGACCCUGAGCCGACGGCCCGGGACAUAGACCAGCUGCUGCAGGACUGCAGAGGCGGUGAGGCCGGGGGUAUGCUCAGGAAGUGACACCACGGCCCGCCACACAUAGGGGGGGGGGGGGGAGGCGUGAGUAAAUAAAUGUGGAAUCUCUUGCCAAAAGAUGCCGGGAUGUUUGGCGUUAAGUUGACUCCUGAUCUUCUGGUUCUGAGCGGGAGGUGGUUGGACAACAAGCUUAUGUUGAUAUUGUGAAUUUUGUUGCACAAAGGUUGGAAGUGCGAACUCCAAACCAACAACAUGAACAGAUAACUGCGAACAAUGCUGAUGACUUUCUAAACUAUUUUUUUGGAUUCUUUAACACGGGAGGAUUAUGCUUCCGCAACCGCCCAGCUUUUAUCUAAGUGCCCGCCAACAUUCAUCUGUGUGUUGUUCCAUCGUCUCCUGUAAAGCGCUCAUAUCCACACGUGUGUGUGUGUGUGUGUGUGUGUGUGUGUGUGUGUGUGUGUCGUUGGACUUGUGGAAGUGUUUUCAGCCAGCAGCCUCGAGGGACUAUGACCCUUUACGGUCAAACCUGACAAUCGGUGGAGGGACGCAGUCGACACACACGCUAAAGACACGCGCAUCUGGGACUGUAAUAUUGGUGUUUAACGUGUUAAAGCUAUUGUAUCAGAAAGAAAAAAAAAAUUGGUUCUUCUAGGGGAGUUCUUGUCAGGGAUAAGAGGGUGAAGGGACUGAAGGACUGAAGAGGAGAAUAAUAUUCUGUGUAAAACCAUCUUUCACUCAUUUAUAUCCUUGUGCUGUUAUCCACGCUCGCUAUUUAUACACUCUGGUAUAGCUGUGCACACAAACAAAGAUACACACACUUAUAUGCGCAGACACAUGCACACAAAGUUGUGUAGCUGUUCACACAAAUACUCUGACGGUUGCAUAUACUGAUAAACAUAAACAUGCACAUACACACAGACACACACGCAUACGCAUACACUUAAACACACAUGAACAUGUACUUACACACAGACACACACGCACACACAUACACUUUAACACACAUGAACACACAUGCACUACACAAAUACACAUGUUCUAAUGCAGGCAGAGCCACGCCCCCAGCUCGUCAUGUGUGUGAUUGUCUUCAGCCGUUCACCACCAAUCUCUCCACUAAUCUCACUGCUGCUCUUUCUACCGAUCCCUGUACCGAUCUCCCUACCUAUUACUACCAAUCUCUCUACUGAUCUCUCUACAGAUAUCUUUACAGAUGUUUCUACCGAUAUCUCUACCUGUCUCUCUACUGUUCUCUCUACCCAUCUCUUAAACCAAUCUCUUUAUCAAUCUCUUGCUCUCUCAGUCUCUACCUUUCUACUGAUUCAUCGUGCGCAGUGACGGUUCAUGUGUCUGACUCAGCCUAUAGGCUUUCACAAUCUUGUAUAAAAAGGGACAUUUUUCCUCCUCAACUGUGAAAACACAUAUCUAUAUGAUCAUUUAGAUUGAUAUAUGUAUGAUUUCAUGUAUAGCGUCAAGAUUAUAGCAACAUAUUUAUACAUUUUGCUAAGGAAAAAAAGGAAGAGGAUAAAUCGGAGCGUGUCCUGGAGGUGAAUGGUUAUUUAUUGUACAUUGCGAAGGACACUGCCAUCGAAAAACACCUGAAUAUGAAAAAAUGUCCCUUCACAUUAUCACAAAGCAUAUAAUCAUUCAGUGUGUAAAUGUUCCCAAUCUAAAUGUGUUUACAUAAAAAAAAUGACAUAUUUUUAUUGAUUUUACUGCAAUUUCUGUGCAUUUGAGCCAAAUCGUGAUGUGUACAAAAGCUAUAUUGUGUAUUUUAUUAAAUUAAUAUAUAGUUGUGUUGCAAUAUACAUUGGCUUAUAUUGUAUUUUGGCAAAGGUUGCCUUAGUAGCCGUCGAACUCUGUGAGUUUGCUUUAGUCCGGGUUCCUGGCAGUUUUCCCCCUUCCUACUCCUUUCCUCCUUCUCCUCUGCCUGUCGCGGGCUAUAAUGCUCAAAACCUGAAAACCUGCAAGUCCAAAAACACAGUCGCUGUUCAAUCCUUAAUCUGCUCUCCCAGAACACAACCCAACUAACGAGGACAAAGACAGCAACGGCCACCACAACAACACUUCUUCAAGUAUUUUCUACGGAGCAGGGUUUUACCGGGCAGCUAUCUUUCUUUAAUGACGACUACUACCAGUACUGUGUGUGUUUUGUGUUUAUUUUCCUUUGUUUCCACACAUAAAGAAAAGGAGGAGAAACGUACCACUGCCUUACCGUGUGUGCAGAGAGCUUGUUGUGUCUGUGGAGCUUGUGAACGCUUUCAAAGCCCUGGUCUGCCACAAUGUGCAUUUUAUAUUCCUGACAAAACAAAAAAACGAAACAGGUGUCCAUGUUGUCUAUGUAUGUAUAUCCUUCACAACGUUUAAAACUCCUGACUUUUACGGAGAGAUUUGACACAAAAAUAACUCUGGAAUCUGUUUUGGUAAACCGUUUCUGUGAAUCAUGAUUCCACACAUUCUCUCACUUUGUUGAGCUCAAUAUAAAUAUUUAUUUUUAAUAUUCUGACACAUUUUUCGGGCCGCCCUCUGAAACAACAAUAAGGGGAUUUGUCUUACCUUCACGGAUAAUAAUGUAGGUGUAUCCAUGGGAUGUAAGAUAUACUAUAUGUGUAUUCAUAUAUAUAUAUAUAUUAGAGCUGUCAGUUAAACGCGUUAUUAACGGCGUUAACGCAAACCAAAUUUAACGGCGUCAAAAAAUGUAACGCGCGAUUAACGCAAUUUUUUUUUCUUUGCCUCAAAACAAAGAAGCAGUAGCCUGACUGCUAUGUUCAAAUGACAUUUGUUCAAUGCAGUCGUUUAAUUGCACUAUAGGCUCUUUUUUUGUAUCAUCCUGUUUUGAUCAGUAUAUGCCAAUGUUGUUAUCAAUAAAAAAUCAUUUGCACAAGGCAAGCCGAUGCACUUCACCAUGUUGAUAAGAGAAUUAAAAUGAGAAGAAUUAUGGGACAAAAAAAUCAAGGGAUAUUUAGCAUAGAAAAAUAAUUUGCGAUUAAUCGUGAGUUAACUAUGACAUUAAUGCGAUUAAUCACGAUUAAAUAUUUUAAUCGCUUGACAGCUCUAAUAUAUAUAUAUAUGUGCAUACCGUAUAUACGUCCAUAUGGGCCUUGGAAAGUGAAAUAUCAGCCCAGAGUGGCGCCAUCCACUUGUCAGUGGUUGCCGGUGUAUUGAUUCUGUGCGUUGGGGGGGGGGGGGUUGGCCGUAGGGGAAACAUAAACCUCACAUUCUCGACUAAAACACAUCUCAUAGUGCAGCUCUCAUAUCCUGCCUGCUCUCUCAUCCGUGCGCCUGAAACGGCGUGCUUUCGACAGACGCUCGAACGCCGGGAUACUUUGGAUAAUAAAGGCAGGGUAGAAGGGGACUUCACAGCAACUGAAUCAACCGCUCUGUGUUCUGUACACGGAGCCAUGCAGCCAUAGAUAGACAGCAGACGGGCUUUCUAAACCCUGUGCUUUAAUAGCACACAGCACGGCAACUCUGUCAUCUCAGUCUUCUUCCUCGCCUCACGCCAUUUUACUAUUUUCACCACUAUUUCCCUCCGUCCCGGCUCUGGAGACGGGAAGAAACAGUUUAUUUUGCGUCCUCCUCCCUGACUGGCUGGCUGGCUGGUGUGGGCUCUGUGUGUGGCGUCAGGGUAUGUUUUAGAGAGGCUGGAGGGCCGAACCAGCCGCAGAAUAACAUGUUUGUGUUCAUUUCUAAAUUAGAUUUUUUUUUUUUUUCUCUGCUGUCUCUCCAACAGCCGGAGACGUGAGGCGCUUGACAUUCUGCUGGCAGACAGCAACACGUAAUGAAAGAGAACGUACGUCCCUGUACGCGCAUAGACACUCACAGAGAGCUGCCAGCCACACAUACCCGACACAGACACACCCAUAUACCUCGAUACAUUCACCCACAUACUCACACGCACACAUACACAACUGAAUGCACAAGCACACACAUACACAAGACACCUAUGGACAUGCGUAUAAACACAAACGCACACACAUUGCUGCAGACAGACAGACGCACACACACCUGCAUAUUUACACUCAUACACAACCACACAUACACACACUCCUUCAGGAAACCUUGAAGCCCACACACAAAAACCAGCAAUCCAGACGAUGCAUUCUCCAACACACACACACACACACACACACACCCACACAGUGAGUCAGGUGUCUGGGAGGUUCAUGCGUGUGUCCCAUCAGGUUAUCCGUGUGUUGUUUGAGUUAGCAGGCAUCGAGGAGGGGUGAACCGCUGAUUCCUAUCGCAAUGCCAACGCAGGCUCAUGUGUUCAUACCUUCUGUGGGUUUGUCUGUCUGUAAAUCGAUCCCCUCAAACCCUGAGCCAUCCCCUCGUCGAUCCGUCCACCCCAUAAUCAGUCCAUCUGUACUCUGUGGGACAUCAUCAGAGAGGUGUUGGACUGUACAGGCACACCCCAAUACCUUGGGUUUCAACCCGGCAACCCAGCACACAAUGAGCCAUUUCCCUGAAGUGGAAGGUAUUCAACUUCUCUCUCUGGUUCUCUUCUGUCUCCUUCCCUCCCUUGAUCUCUCUUUUUUCACUCAACUUCCCUCUCCCUCAAUCCCUCCCCAUUUCCCCCCCUCUCUCUCUCUCUCUCUCUCUCUCUCUCUCUCUCUCUCUCUCUCUCUCUCUCUCUCUCUCUCUCUCUCUCCCCUCUCCCUCUCCCUCUCCCUCUCUUUCUCCCUCCCUCCCUCUCCCCAGCCCAACCUCUUGUCCCCAUCCCCUCCUCUAUCCAUCUCCCUCCCCCUAUCUCUCUUCCUCCCUUUCUUUCUACCCCCACCCUCCCUUGCUCUGACUCCCACAUCCUCCCCUCCUCCCAACCCACCCCAGCCUCUAGUCCGUCAACAGCCCCCCUGGCCUGCUGAGGUCAGCAGUGUGCUGGCUAGCAGACAUGAUGCAGGCUCUCUCUCAUUAUUCUGUAAUUACAGGCUGGAGGAUCGGUCCAGGCUGUAUUCCAGAUCGCAGUAUUUCUGGACACUUCACACUUGAUUUUUACCAAGUGAUUAAAAAAGAGGCUUGUUGUCCCCCCCCUCCUCCGUCUCCUUCACCUCUUCCUCCCAUCUUGUCCUCCUCUCCUUCCCUCUCCCCUCCUUCUCAUCCCUCCCUCCCCUCCAAUGCCCCUUCUCUCUUAUGCUCCUCCCCUAUUCUCCCAUUGUUGAUGCAACCGCUGUCGGAGUCAGAAAGGCAGUCUGUGAUUCACCGGCCCAAUAACAACACACCGUAAUGCCAUCUUUUUUAUUUGAAACAAGCAUCUGAUGUUUGUUAUCUUCUGGUUCUCCCAUCCCUCCUCCUUCUCCUCGCCAGCCCUAUAUGGCUUGGUUGUCAGGGUUGACUGGCUCAGCUGGUGAAAAAAAAGAGCAGGAACAUUCAUUUUGUGUGGACUAUUUCAACUGCUAUUGUCUAAAGCUGUGUUCAUUGUGAUCUAUCUGGAAAAAAAUGAUGAAAUGACUAAAUAAAAACAUGCUAUUACUAA